Pecten maximus is the source of this 5878-nucleotide messenger RNA. RefSeq lists its product as uncharacterized. Gene Ontology annotation, molecular function: calcium ion binding. The coding region runs from base 470 to 2086 and encodes 538 amino acids. NCBI's taxonomy places the organism in Eukaryota, Metazoa, Mollusca, Bivalvia, Pectinida, Pectinidae. The transcript is spliced from 19 exons. The record is from RefSeq and is a predicted model, not a curated record.
GGCGAUUAACGGUAUUAUAUUUGUCUCACCUGGUUCAAGUGUAAAUAGUAUUGAUAGGGUUCGUCACCCAAGGUCCUAACCAUUUAAUUAUAUAUAUAUGUAUAAAUAAAACUUAAUCUCGAACUGACCACGCGCCUGUUUAUGGCUCGGACAAUACACUGGAGGUUCAAACUUUACAUUGACGUCUAUGAGAUAGAUAUACAUGUACCGAAAACCUGAGGAAUGGCUACUGGGCAGGACAGCUUUACUACGUCGAACUUGCAUGAAGGAAGAAGAUACAACAACGGGAUUUAAACGCUGCAUUACGAUGUGGAACCUGUUUAUUCUGAUGUAGCUUUGAUAACAAUAUAACGAAGGAAAAUGACGAUUUAUACUUUUGUAGCUUGGAUUUAUAAUAAUUAAUUUGUGUAUAGUACCUAAUAGUUUUGUUUUCAAACCGGGAAGUUAGUGAAAAGACUAACAAGUCAAGAUGGGGGACGGUAUCCAGGAAAUCGUUACUGGCAAAGAUAGACAGGACAGAACAGCUAGACUGGUUUUUAAUAGGGAAAAUCUUAAGGAACUUCGUAAAGCCAUCAACGAUUUAUUUGAUAUAUUCCACGAUAUCACGGAAAAGGAUUUCGAAUUCGGGGCCUUUUUCAAAGUAGAGGAUAUCAUGAAAAGACUAGAAGAUGUGGAAUCCGAGCAUUGGAGGUCGAUCCGGUUGACGUAUCUAGAUGAGGAGCGUCAUGGUUACUGUAACGGUAACUUCAGUGAUGACGAACUCAAAUGUCCCGCCAAAAUUAUGCUCGACAUUCUUAAAUGUUUGAAGUUUUUACAGGAUGGUGUUUACGAUAAAAUUGAUCAAAAGCAUUUCGAAAUUUUAGAAAUUGAGAGAAAGACAGCAGAAUUCAGAAACCAGACGGAUUGUAUACAAGGACAAUUAAUGGAGGAAAAAUUAAGAAUGGCACAGAAGGUUAUAGAUGCAGCUAAACAAGAAGGAAAGCUUCAGUACUUGGAAAAAGCUUUACAAGAGAAGACUGAUAGACUUCAAGAAUUACAAAGAACAAGCUCUGCCAAUCUUUGGGGUAAAGAAAAGGAACGGAUACUUAAAGACUCGAACAAAAGAAUCGCAGAACUUGAGCAAGAAUUGGCAAGUGUCCGAAACAGCCAGAACAACAUGAAUAGAAGAAUGUCGAAAAUCGAUGAGCAGUAUAAAAGUCUGAAAUUACGACAAGAGAAGACUAGUGGCAGCUUAGGCAGUGACUCGGAUGGUGACGAAGUCAAUUCAUUGAAAAGAGAAGGCUAUAUAAAAGAAAAGGAUAUAGCCCAUCUGGAGGGUGAACUAUACAAUCAACAAAAGUUAUUUGUUGGCGUACUUGGUGGGCUCCGAACCGACAUCAACAAACUCAGCGAGCGUUUUUACGACGCCGAGACGCACACGAGAGAUCCUGCAUUUGUGAAGUUAAGUCGGACGAUGGAUAAGUUAUAUGACGCGACGUCUCAGGCCAAACUUGACUCCGCUAAGAUGAUGCUUCCUCCUCACUACACUUACUUUGAUACCGAUUUGAAGUUGAGACGUAUCCGACGAUUGUCUAAAGUUCCCUCCGUGCCACAAAUUGUUACACAGGUUCCACCGAAACCAUGUUUCAUAAGAGAGUAUACCCCUCCCUCACAACUAAAUGGUAGUCUAGCCAAACGACGAAAUGAAAUGUUAAUGCCGCCUGUCUCGGAGAACCCUGUGAUCGUUGAUCCUAACACGGACAAACUUAACGGAACAGUCUAUCUACGUCACUUCGCUCACAUGUCACAGAAAUUUCUGUUGGACCACUGGGGCAGAUUUAAGGAGUUUGACAACAACGGUGAUAGGAUGCUGGAUGUGCAGGAGGUUACCAAAAUUUUGACGUCUCUUGGCUGUUCGUUCACUCCUGGUCAAAUAGAGGAAGCAAUGAAGGAAGUGGAUGUUGACAACUCCAAUACUCUUGACUUCUACGAGUACAUGUUGGUGGUGGAGAAAGUUGUCCGGAGGUCCGGAAAAGCCAAUUUGUUCACGAAAGGCUUGUCAAAACAGAACAAUGUCGAAGUAUCGAAGGCAUGUGUGAUACAAUAGUGUUACAGACAUGUGGUGAUUCGACGUGGUUACCAUAGUGAAGAGUGCCAAAAUACCUGGUUCCUAGGAUAACAUUCUUACCGUACCACAUAGAGACAUCAGCCUUGCUACCUCACCGGAAGUGCAGAUUGUCACGGUUACCAUCUGCAUGAAUGAUUCUAGGAAGAUAGUACGGUUACCUCGGCUACAACGGAAUAUUUAUAAUGACAGAAUAUCCACACGUAACCAAGUGAUUACCUUGGGUACAUGCUACAUAGAAACCUUCUACACUACGUUAGCUAUAGAUCAACGUUGGUUGGUGGCCAUCCUUCAACCUGACAUGAAGUAAAAUAACUGGUUGUCUUGGAUACAAAGGACCAAAAAACCCUGUUUGGCUAUGUUGAUUACAGAAAGACAUGUCUGGUUACCAAAAUAAAUUUUCAUAUAACAUCAUCCAUGGUUACCAUAGUUACCAUAUAUUAUGUAAAAGGUAACCUAUCUAAUAGUGUUAAACUUUUAAAAUCCCUAAUGAGGAUGACACUUCACUAGUAAAAUGGGUAAGUUUAUGGUAACCAGACCGAAAACCGAAACAAAAUUGUGGAACAUGAUUGUCACAGGGAGGAAAAUAUGGAAUUGUGGAACAUGGUUGUCACAGGGAAGAAAAUAUGGAAUUGUGGAACAUGGUUGUCACAGGGAGGAAAAUAUGGAAUUGUGGAACAGAGUUACAACAAGAAAGGAAAGACGGAAUUGUGGAACAGGGUUGCCACAGGAAAGGAAAGACGGAAUUGUGGAACAGGGUUACCACAGGAAAGGAAAGGUGGAAUUGUGGAACAGGGUUACCACAGGAAAGGAAAGAUUGAAUUGUGGAACAGGGUUACCACAGGAAAGGAAAGACGGAAUUGUGGAAUAUGUCUACCGCAGGGAGAAGAUGGAAUUGUGAAACAUGGUUACCGCAUGGUAACCAGUACAAAAUGUAUAUAAAUGUGUGAGUCACGUGAUAUAAUCUGCAGAAAUAGUGUUGAUAGUGAUAAGUGUAAGACGGCGCAUGACAUUUUCAUGUAGCAAUGUAUUCGCCUAUUAUUCAUUACAUUGCGUAUUUCCACCAAAUAUUCGGUGUACUUGAGAAGCUUACUAGUAUAUCUUCGGAUACGUUCUAUCCUUCUAAGAUCCGUCGUUAUUUUCGGGACAUCAAGCAAGACUAGAUGGUCUGCGUCAAGGACGAUUUCCUGAUACCUUUACCAUUUUACAGGUAACAUUUAAUGGACAUACUUGCAGUGUUUUAAAGGGAAAUUUCAUGGACAAUUUUAAUGCAUGAUAUUGACUUUUUACUCUGUCAAAUUAAUUUUUCUGGCUUUAUGAUAUGAUCUCAAUGGCUGUUUCUCUGCAGUUUAGAAUAUCUUCAUGUUCGAUGUAUUUACUGAGUAGAAAAUCAAUGCCUAUCUCUUUAUUUUGUAGAAUUUAAAUUAUUAUUUUAUUGACUUUAAAAACUAAACUGUGUCCUUUGCACUGUAAAUUCUUAAUAUUUAUAAAGUUUCUAAGUAAAGUGAUUUCUCUACUUUUUCAUUUGUAUUGUAUUCGCUAUUGUCUUGUGGAUUUGAUCAUAUAUAUGUAUAUCUAAUUCCGUUCUUAAAAGUACAUUAAUGAAUAAGUCCGAUAUAUACACUACGGCGGAAGUUAGUCUUUGAGUUCCUCUUACUUCCCUGUCUCACGGAUAAUAUCGCCAUGUUAUUUGUACGGAGAGGAUGAUGUCGAACCCAAGGUCGUAUUUUCCUUUUUUUAACUCAAACUUUGAUAUCUGUAGUGAAAUGUAUGUGUAUACAUGUAGUUUAUCAAGUAUUGAUAUCUGUGUUAUGUACCCUUCGUACCUCUCACCCAUAAAUAGAUUUUUAUCUGGACACCACUUCACAAUUGAUAUGUAUUUUGUGAUAAUUGUGACGCCAUAUAUUCUUCCGGAUUAUUGACCUUUGUUGACACAGAACACACACGCAAUCAACUUCCUUAGUCAGCAACAAGCGAUGUUUUACUGAAGUCAUGAUCAGACACACUUCCUCCUAUAGGGAUGUUUAUAUAUAUAUUCAUCAUAGUACAACUACAAGUACGACAGGAAAUUCGACCUCCACUAAAAUCAUGUCAAGAUAUCGGGCCGACCAUCACUGAGCCAUUGAAACGUUCUUUUUUAUUAAAAAAAACGUCGAUGUGGCGCAGCAGUAUAAGCUGUGGGUAUUUCUGGCUAGGCGAUUGGGUGCCGUUCAAUGCACGGGUCAUAACGUUGUCUUUCUUCGUUAGUUGUAUUCAUGCUCUUAUAUUCCAUAAAUGUACUGUCGUCCCAAGACCACUGAAUAGCUAAUGUUAUUAUGCAUUUCCUUAUUUUACACGAUAUAAAAAGUAGACUGUAUAAAUGCUAUUUGAUCCACACCCUCAAAAAAUGCUAUUAACCAGGUUGAUAGUCAAAAGUGCUAUUUACCCGGAAUGAGCGCAUUCAUAUUUUCGCUUCUUUUUUAUUUAUUUAUUUAUUUAUUGGGUAAUGUAUUUGUCAAAGCCUUUCGGAUCGUCUCUACUGUCAAUCCUUGUAUUACAAUGAAGUCCGACAGCGCUUUCGAGAACGUAGACGCAGUUUGUUUAUUAAAAUCGUCCAAGUAAAUGCUACAGGAACGCUUUGGAAAAUGGUAUCUUCUACAAGUUCCGAUAAUCUGGAUGAAGAAGUGCUAGAGAGAUAUUUUCUGAAAAAGACAAUGCUAACACCCAACAGGUCAUAAAAACGGCGAUUAGCAUGCUGAAAGACUAUCCGGAUGGAAAGCAUAAGGAAUAGUGGAGGAAAUAGAAUGAUUUAAAUGCUGGUAUAAUAAAACAGUAAUUGUAUGGGUAUUUCUGGAAAUGGCACUUUUAUUGUCCCCCUUGACAUUAACUUUUUCCUGAGGCGACAGUAAAAGUGCUACUUCCCUCACACCCGUUUAGAUGCAGUAACUGUAGAUAAGUAUCUGGACUAUCGGUGUCACUCGUGCUAUACAGGGUCCAUACCUAUUAUCGUGACGAACAUAUUAACGUGACGUAAAAUGUUGUGGAAUAUUGAAAAGUCAGUAUUGAUUAACAUGUGGCCAGAAGCUUUUGUUUUUUAUGUUAACGAUACUUACCAUGACGCAGAACACCAAUCACUGAAAAAGACACCAUGAAAAUACGUAAGGCUAAUAUGUUUGUCAUGAUAAUAGGCAUGUACUCUGUAUGUACGUCAUAAUUUAUUUAUUUAUUUAUUUAUUUUUAAUUGUUUAAGGUUCAUUGACAAUGGAAGUCAUGUAUGUCCAACAUACUAUAUGACGGUAAUCUAAACAUGUCCACUGAGGUAUCGGCACCCAAACUAUUCAAUUUUCUAGUUAUCAGAUUUUAGAUUAUUCAGCCUAAGACCGUCGUCAAUCCACAUUUUAAGAUCUUUUAAGCAUCAGAUGCCUACAUGAAUUUUUUAAUGGGUAAUUUAUAGUUUGUAUAUUGUAACUUCAAACAAUGAUACAGCAAAGUCAUGGAAAUGUGACGAGUACGUCUCACGUCACACAGUUGUGUCCCUUUAUUACAUAACACAUAACACUUAGACAUAGUGUCAGUCAGUACAGGCUGGGUGUUGUAUUUAAUAUGGAAAACACCAAGAUGACGCCAGAUUAGUUUCUAGUGGAAACAAUUUUCAGGACAGGAACUUUAUCAUUGUUGAUUAUUGCUCAUUGUUCUUUGAGUUACAUUUACUACAAUAUUGUCCUAUAAAAGUAAAUAGCGUGAUUUAUCAACGUGUUACUUUUGAAAUAAAACCCUUUAUGACGCCACAAGUGA